AUGACCGGGGAAGCAUGCCCGGCAAGGGUUGAACCAACCUUGUCGUUUACCCAGGGCCUUAUUCUCGGCCAGCUGUCAGUAGUGCUCGUGCUUGCUGGCUUCAUAAAGUUCUUUAUUUUCGGAGAUCCUCCCUCGCCCGAAGUAACAGCCUCGCUGAGGGCAACGGAACGACGAUCCAGGACGCUAGUCCAUAAAAAGUCACUUCUGACCCUUCGGACACCAAGUUCGCGGCAGGGACAGCGGACGCUCAACAAGAAGAAAUCCACCAUUCUGAGAGGACAGCAUAACCUGACCAUUGGCUCCAUCUUGAGCAAGACGUACUACAAUGUCGAUAGCCACCAGCCCGAGAGCCUGGAUUGGUUCAAUGUUCUCGUUGCCCAGACCAUUGCCCAGUUCAGGAGCGAUGCCGAGCACGACGACGCCAUCCUGAGUUCCUUGACCAAGGCGUUAAACGGCACUUCUCGACCCGACUUCCUCGACGAAAUUCGCGUAACGGAGCUUAGUCUCGGAGAGGACUUCCCUAUAUUUAGCAACUGUCGCAUUAUCCCGGUCGACGAGGACGGGCUCGGCCUAAGCAGUGGGAAAGCACUGGACGCCAGCGCGGCUACGAGGGAGGGCGCCAAACUACAAGCGCGCAUGGAUGUCGAUCUGAGCGACAUGCUGACGUUGGCCCUCGAGACCAAACUUCUGCUCAACUAUCCGAGGAAGCUCAGCGCUGUGUUACCCGUUGCCCUCGCCGUUUCGGUUGUCCGCUUUAGUGGGACGUUAUCCGUAUCUUUCAUUCCCAGUAAUCCGUCACAGUCGACUCCUACCAUGAUGACGUUCAACUUCCUCGACGAUUACCGCCUGGACUUCUCGAUUCGCAGCUUGCUGGGCAGCCGAUCUCGAUUACAGGACGUGCCCAAGAUUGCACAAUUGAUUGAAGCGCGUCUGCAUCGAUGGUUUGACGAGCGAUGCGUUGAGCCUCGGUUUCAGGAGAUUGCCCUCCCGAGUCUGUGGCCUCGUAAGAAAAAUACGAGAGGACCAGAGGAUGGGCUGGCCGAAGGAAGUGGCGGAUCCGUCGGCAGAGCUAAGGGGAGGGACAUGGCUCAAGACAUUCAAGCCGACGCGCAGACGGAUGCCGGUUCUCGAGCAGACUGGUCUCAUGGGUCACUACGCCGGCGAAGAAUGGCGAACGAAGACGAUCUGGUCAUGCCUGGAUCACUGCCUGAAUUCGGUCUCUGA
Messenger RNA from Sodiomyces alkalinus F11, 1224 nucleotides. RefSeq lists its product as hypothetical. Gene Ontology annotation, biological process: mitochondrion organization; phospholipid transport. Gene Ontology annotation, cellular component: ERMES complex; endoplasmic reticulum. The coding region runs from base 1 to 1224 and encodes 407 amino acids. Gene Ontology annotation, molecular function: lipid binding. The record is from RefSeq and is a predicted model, not a curated record. The transcript has 2 exons. NCBI's taxonomy places the organism in Eukaryota, Fungi, Ascomycota, Sordariomycetes, Glomerellales, Plectosphaerellaceae.